AUGGACUGCCAUGCCACCCAUUUCUUUAGGGAAAUUAAAGAAACAAGAAAAGAACAGAAAGCUCUCUCCCCUACAAAGCCCACUCUCUGUUUCAUUCUCCAACCCCGCUUUCUCUCUCUUCAACUAUGGCGGCAACUGCGACUUUCUCCCUCUCCAACCCCUCCUCUCCCUUUAGAGAGAGAAAAUCCUCCACACCACCUCCUCACCACCACCACCGCUACCACUACCACCGCUUUCUCUCCUCCGCCUACUCCACCCCCAAAAAUCCUCUCUCUCUCUCUAGAAGCGGUCCUCUCCGACUCCCCCAUCGACCCUGCAACCCUGACCACGCACCAAAAAAACCUCUAUUCCCCUUUGCCCUCGAGCUUCAUCUCUCGCUUCGCUGAUGAAGAGCCUCGAAAGGGAGCUGACAUUCUGGUUGAAGCUCUAGAGAGAGAAAAUGUUCAACAUGUUUUCGCCUAUCCAGGCGGUGCUUCUCUUGAGAUCCAUCAGGCCCUGACCAGGUCCACAACCGUUAGCAAUGUCCUUUGUCGCCAUGAACAAGGUGAGAUCUUUGCAGCCGAAGGCUAUGCUCGAUCUACUGGUAAGGUGGGUGUUUGUAUAGCCACCUCCGGACCGGGAGCCACCAAUCUGGUUAGUGGGUUAGCUGAUGCGAUGCUUCCUUUAGUUGCCAUUACUGGUCAGGUUCCUCGUAGAAUGAAUGGAACUGAUGCUUUUCAAGAGACCCCUAUUGUCGAGGUAACCAGGUCUAUAACGAAGCACAAUUAUCUUGUUCUUAAUGUCGAUGAUAUACCUAGGAUUGUUAGAGAAGCUUUCUUUUUAGCUUCAUCGGGUCGACCUGGCCCUGUGUUGAUCGAUGUGCCUAAAGACGUUCAACAACAAAUGGCGAUACCCGAUUGGUAUCAACCCAUGAAAAUUCAUGGUUAUAUUAACCGAUUGCUGAAAAAUCCUGACCUUUCUCAGCUUGAACUGAUUGUACGUUUGAUUUUGGGAUCGAAAAGGCCUGUUCUUUAUGUAGGGGGUGGCUGUUUGAAUGCUAGUGAGGAGAGGUUUGUUGAGCUAACUGGGAUACCAGUUGCUAGUACUUUAAUGGGGUUGGGAUCGUAUUCAUGUUCAGAUGAUCUCAGCUUGCGUAUGUUAGGAAUGCAUGGUACUGUUUAUGCAAAUUAUGCUGUUGAUAAAGCUGAUCUUUUGUUAGCUUUUGGGGUUAGAUUUGAUGAUAGAGUGACAGGAAAAUUGGAGGCUUUUGCAAGUAGGGCGAGUAUUGUUCAUGUCGAUAUAGACCCAGCUGAGAUAGGAAAAAACAAGCAACCCCAUGUUUCUCUAUGUGCUGAUAUCAGGCUGGCUUUACGUGGGUUGAAUCAUUUGUUCGAGGAGAGAGAAAGGAGUGUGUCCGAUUCGUUCAUGGAGAGAGAGGGUGGUUUAACAAAUGUCGGGCUCGAUUUCUCGGCUUGGAGACAGGAAUUGCAAGAGCAGAAGAGAAAGUGGCCUCUGAGCUAUCAGACUUUUGGAGAGGCUAUUCCACCCCAAUAUGCCAUUAAAUUAUUAGAGGAGUUAACUAAGGGAAAGGCCAUUAUAAGCUCUGGAGUGGGUCAACACCAAAUGUGGGCUGCUCAAUUUUAUGAUUAUCAAAGGCCAAGACAAUGGCUAACCUCCGGUGGUUUGGGUGCAAUGGGUUUUGGAUUACCUGCUGCCAUUGGAGCUGCGGUAGAACCUGAUUCUAUUGUAGUCGAUAUUGAUGGUGAUGGUAGUUUCAUGAUGAAUGUUCAAGAACUUGCAACCAUAAGGGUCGAAAACCUCCCUGUAAAGAUGAUGGUUUUGAAUAACCAGCAUUUGGGUAUGGUGGUUCAAUGGGAAGAUCGAUUUUAUAAGGCGAACAGGGCUCAUACUUAUCUUGGAGACCCAUCAAGGGAAUCAGAGAUUUUCCCCGAUUUGUUGAAUUUCGCAGAGGCCUGUGAUAUCCCAGCUGCUCGAGUAACAAAGCUUAAUGAGCUCAAGGCUGCCAUUUUGAAGAUGUUAGAGACCCCUGGGCCUUACUUAUUGGAUGUUGUUGUGCCUCAUCAGGAGCAUGUGCUGCCUAUGAUCCCGAGCGGUGGAGCUUUCAAAGAUAUAAUUACAGAAGGAGAUGGGAGAACUUAGUACUGAGAUUGGAAGCCACUAUGGCUUGACUUUAUGGGUGCUCUAGAUUGGAAGAAAGUGAUUUUUGAACAUGAAGGGUGGCGGCUUUCAUCUGCAUGUCACUGCAUGCUGGAGUUGUUCAUAUAGUUGCUAAUAUGUUCAGCCUCCUAUUUAUUGGAGUUCGUCUUGAACAAGUGUUUGGUUUUGGUAAAGUUCAGAUCAUUCUCUUCAUUCCAUUGUUUUGUGGACGCCUCCUUCAUAUCAUUGGUCUUGAGCUCAACCAGUAAAUGGAGAUCUAAAAUACGAGUGUUUAUCUGGGAAAGUAUUGGCAUUUGUAUAAUGUGUGAACUUUGGGAAUGCCAACUUUUCAAAUGCAAGCAUUUAACUUAUUAAAAAAGUUAUUUGUUCCUUCAACA
Amborella trichopoda is the source of this 2534-nucleotide messenger RNA. The record is from RefSeq and is a predicted model, not a curated record. NCBI's taxonomy places the organism in Eukaryota, Viridiplantae, Streptophyta, Magnoliopsida, Amborellales, Amborellaceae.